CUCAAACACAGAACCAGGAAACUCAGUUACGAGAAACUGAACUGAUGUGCUGUUGAGCUGUUGUUAGUGUCUCUAUGUUGCUGUAGGUGCAGUGAAAUGGCUGAAGCUAGUGUUUUUUCAUUGGAGCAGUUCAUCUGUCCAGUGUGUCUGGAUCUCCUGAAGGAUCCAGUGACCAUUCCCUGUGGACACAGUUACUGUAUGAGCUGCAUUACAGACUGCUGGGAUCAAGAGGAUCAGAAGAGAGUCUACAGCUGCCCUCAGUGCAGACAGACCUUCAGUCCAAGACCUGCCUUAAGUAAAAACACCAUGCUGGCUGAAGUGGUGGAGAAACUGAAGAAGACCAAACUAAAAGCUGCUGUUCCUGCUGGAUCUGGAGACGUGGAGUGUGACAUCUGUACUGGAAGAAAACACAAAGCUGUCAAGUCCUGUCUGGUGUGUCUGGAGUCUUACUGUCAAACUCAUUUUGAGCGUCAUGAAGAGUUUCGCUCAGGAAAGCGACACAAAGUGACUGAUGCCACUGGACGACUGCAGCAGAUGAUCUGCCAUCAACAUGAUAAACUUCUGGAGGUUUUCUGUCGUACUGACCAGCAAUGUGUUUGCAUGUUGUGUGCAAUGGAUGAACAUAAAAACCAUGAGACUGUAUCAACUGCAGCAGAGAGGACAGAGAAAGAGAAACACUUGAAGGAGACACAGAGUGAAAUCCAGCAGAGAAUCCAGCAGAGACAGAAAGAUCUUGAGCAGCUGAGAGCGGCUGUGGAGUCUCAUAAGCGCUCUGCACAGACAGCAGUGGAGGACAGUGAGAGGAUCUUUACUGAGCUCAUCCGCUCCAUUGAGAGAAGCCGCUCUGAGGUGACACAGCGGAUCAGAGAUCAGGAAAAGGCUGCAGUGAGUCGAGCUGAAGAACAAAUGGAGCGACUGGAGCAGGAGAUUGAUGAUCUGAAGAGGAGAAACACUGAGCUGGAGCAGCUUUCACACACAGAUGAUCAUAUCCAUUUCCUCCAGGUAACAGAGAUCUAG
This is a messenger RNA of Labeo rohita (rohu), 1017 nucleotides long. Its product is annotated as E3 ubiquitin/ISG15 ligase TRIM25. Lineage: Eukaryota; Metazoa; Chordata; Actinopteri; Cypriniformes; Cyprinidae. The record is from RefSeq and is a predicted model, not a curated record. Gene Ontology annotation, molecular function: zinc ion binding. Bases 97 to 1017 code for a protein of 306 amino acids. The transcript is spliced from 3 exons.